AUGAAAGACGCGAUGGAGAGUACUAUGGAUAAUGCUCUGGAGAAGACGAUUACGUCGGCAAUCGGCUUCGCUAAGAACAUCCUAAAAUCUGAGCAAAAACGGAAUGACUUCCUGUCUGACGAGCUCGCCUCUCAAGCCACCCCAGCGUGUCGAAAAGCAGUCGAAUACCUCCACAAGGUCAUUUCUUCUAUGAAAAAGCAUCUUGAUGGCGAAAAUAUUGAUAUGAUCCUAACUGCCUUAGGUGGAAAAUUCUACACGCUCAUUUAUGACCAUCUUCAAGCUUUCCAAUUUUCCUCCAUGGGUGGAAUGCUGGCCAUCUGCGACAUAAAAGAAUACAGAACUGCCGCAAAAUCGCUCAACUCUGUUCUCGUUGAUUCCAAGUUCGACACCCUCCAUGCUUUGUGCAACCUGUUGAUUGCUGUUCCAGAGAAUCUCAGACAAGUCUGCACUGGAGAUCAGCUCGCAAAUCUGGACAAGAAUGUGCUUCACAAUUUCGUCAAGCUCAGAACCGACUACAAGGCCAAUAACCUCCAACGGCUCUUUACAUAA
Molecule: messenger RNA, 549 nt
Organism: Oikopleura dioica
Lineage: Eukaryota; Metazoa; Chordata; Appendicularia; Copelata; Oikopleuridae
Source: the annotation of a GenBank genome assembly